Messenger RNA from Bradysia coprophila, 2760 nucleotides. RefSeq lists its product as uncharacterized. The record is from RefSeq and is a predicted model, not a curated record. NCBI's taxonomy places the organism in Eukaryota, Metazoa, Arthropoda, Insecta, Diptera, Sciaridae.
UGAAGUGUGUGUGAAGCUGUCAAAUGUUUUCAUUUUUUUUUUUCGAGCAAAAAAAAACUUCCGCUAAACUUUGUGCAAAAUAAUGAGUAAUUCGGGACGAUCGGUAUUUUCAAGCGAUUAGAAUAAUAGAAUUUCAUCAAAAUGUGGCACGAGGCCAGAAAGCAGGAGCGAAAAAUUCGCGGUAUGCUCGUCGAUUAUAGAAGACGAGCAGAACGGCGACAGGACUUUUAUGAGAAAAUUAAAGCCGAUCCAACGCAGUUUAUGCAAAUCCAUGGCCGAAAAUGUAAAAUUCAUUUGGACAAUUUGGCGGUUGCAACAGCGGGAGAAAGUCCGGCAGUAAUGAUGCCUUGGCAAGGCCAAAUGGACAAUCUAAUUGAUCGUUUUGAUGGUCGUGCGUAUCUGGACAUUGAUCGAAUUCCUAUUGUGCCAAAAAUGAAAGAAACCGAAGAUAUCUCAGCAGACGAAAGACAUUGCAACUAUGAACGGUAUAGGAUUUUAGCCCAAAAUGACUUCCUAGGAAUUAGCGAAGAAAAGUAUCUCCAUCAACUGUAUCUGGAGGAACAGUUUGGCAUCAAUGCACAAUUGGAAGCCGAGAAGCCGAAAAAGAAAACCGGUGUCGGCGCUGCGAUUCCAUUUACCUACGAAGACAGUGGUGACAGCAACGUACCAUUCACACAAACUAUAGCCCAGGUAACAACGGCUCCAUCGGUUGGUGAAAAUGAUGAAUCUGACUCCGAUCUGGACGUAGACGUAGCCAUAGAUGUAUCGAAAAUUGAUACCGCUCAGGCACACGAAUUGAACGCCUGUGGCCGUCACUACGGCAUGAAGUCGAACGAUUUCUAUUCGUUUCUGACAAAAGAUUCGGAUGAGGCGGAUGCACUGAAGCUAGCAAGGGAAGAGGAACAGGAGAAAAUUAUGUUGAGCGGACGAAAGAGUCGCCGAGAAAGACGAGCACAGAGGGAGAGACGAUUUGCUGGUAGACCUAUAAGUCCACCGAGCUACGCAGCAAAGGAAGACGAGCCAACGUUCAACGAGGAUGAUGAAAAGAAUGACAGUGCAGAAUCGCGAUCGUCGACACCCGAAAAUUCUGGAAAGAUUACGUACAUCACCUCGUUCGGUGGAGAGGACGAACUUCAGCCGCAUUCGAAGAUUUCAAUCAAUUUCAAGAACCAGAAAAACCAACCAUCAAAUUCACGCAGUGAAAUAUCAUCGCAGGGUGUCUCGUAUGCCGAUAAAGUUAAACAAAAUCUGGAAAAGUUGCAAAAAUUGAACAGCUCACGAGCCAGAUCAUCUGAGUCGCCAAAAAAACCAUUAGCAUAUCAACGUCACGGUAGCAGUUCGAGGAGUCGUUCACGGAGCAGACGUUUACAAAAUCGUUCCAGAAGCAGGCGUUCAAGGAGCAGACAUUCAAGGAGUAGACGUUCAAGCAGUAGACGUUCAAGGAGCAGACGUUCAAGGAGAUCUGUGUCUCGCCAUAGAAGUUCCCGAACGAACUAUCGAUCAUCGUACAGUCGACCACAAAAUCGACGUUCGUAUUCAUCGUCAUCAUCAACUCCGCCACCGACUCGUAGAAAAUCCCGAAAAUCAUCCAGCUCAUCCUCAACAUCCUCCACAACAUCAUCAUCCACAUCGUCCAAGUCGAUUGCAUCCGAUGCAUCGAAAUCGCGCAGCCGAAGUCCAUUAGCUCGUUCUCGGUCCAAAUCGGUGCCGGUGAAAGUUGAUGUGCCGAUUGAACCGAUUCAGCCAACGAUUCAGACGAUUCCAGUCGCAGUGAAAGAAGAACCAAUGUCAAUUGAACCGCAAGCACCAAUCAAAAAAUAUUACGGCCGUCGAAAGGAGGACCUCAGCUCUGAUGACGAAGUGGACGAAGACGAUCGAUCGAUGGAUACAUCACAGCAGAGCUCCAAUGUGGCGCCGUUGACGCAUGCAUCAUCCAGUACAAAGCUUGGUAAACAACUAACAACAAAUGAUAACAAAGCUACCUCAUCUUCAAAAUCGUUCAAUCCACGCGACCGAUUGAAACGCAAAAUGCAAAUUUUAUUAAACAAACAAUACAAGGCUGAUAAAUUAGCAGAGAUUGAAAAAACGGAACGACAGGUGCAACAGCAACAGGAACGCGAAGACGAAAUGAGAGAAUUAGCAUUGCGUCUACGUCGAAGGCAACGUGAGCUUCGUCAUCGAUAUGGUACACCGACAAGCAGUCGCAGCGAAUCGUCUGAUGGCAACAGCGAUGAUGAACAGAACGUUAAACCGAAAGACGCACCACGAAAUGGUGGCGGUGCAACACUGAAAAAAUCGCCGAUACUGCGAUCGCAUUCACGGUCACACGGCCAUUCGAUGCAGAAACGGGAACGUUCGUACACGCGCAGUCGUUCGCGCGAUCGUUAUCGACGCAAAUAUCGUAGCCGGUCGAGAGAUCGGUCGUACAGGGAUUCAUAUCGGCACAGAAGUCGUGACCGGCAGAGAAGCCGUGAUAGACAGAGAACGCGUUCGAGGUCGCGCAGUUUGAGGGAGGAACGGCGACGGGAUGAUCGCAGUGAUCGCACCGAACGAUCGAGAAUGUCCAGGAAAUUGGUGGAUUAUUGAAAGUUAGAGGAAAUUUUGUCAGUUUAUUAUCGUGUCCUUCCAAUUUAUUCACAUUUUUUGAACGUUUCGUGUUUUUAACCGUAAAAGUGACAUUAUUGUUUCAACAAGAAAGAAAGACCUCAGUUGGUUCCAAUUAUAACGGCACAUAAUUACACUUCACACUUGAGACUUUGA